Messenger RNA from Penicillium vulpinum, 636 nucleotides. RefSeq lists its product as uncharacterized. NCBI's taxonomy places the organism in Eukaryota, Fungi, Ascomycota, Eurotiomycetes, Eurotiales, Aspergillaceae. Bases 1 to 636 code for a protein of 211 amino acids. The record is from RefSeq and is a predicted model, not a curated record. The transcript has a single exon.
AUGACCUCCGUGCAAGUCUACUACGAACAGGCGGAGGUCUUCAACUGGCUCGAUGCUAUCUCUGGCGACAACGGAAGCAUCGACCCAAAGCAAGCAUAUACAUCCAUGUGUUUUCAGAUAUAUAUUAACCUUAUUCACAGGACACUCGAACUCCAUCAGGUUGUCACCAUCGACGACAACCAACACCAACCUCAACCACCUCGUUCAGGACAACAUCCAUCUCCCCAGCCGUCCCGACACUCCACCCUCAAUCUCCGAACGCUGGCUCCCCUAAAGCUGGAGCAUGAAAACCCAGUCUCAGCUCCGCGAGUAAUCACCAAGUCACCUCGUUGGGUGUAUGAGGUAAUCAGCCAACACGAGCCAAGGCGGAUGUUUACCGAGUUCCACUACGAAGAACCCGACUCAGUCUCGCUGGCCACGACUGCGACUGACUCGGAGUACGAAAGAUGUUUGCUCCCAUUUUGUGGAGCCUUACCACAACCAACCAAGGAAUCCUCUGCCGCCGGUGCCACUUCCUCACCGUCGCCCUCUUCAUCUAGCAACCACCAGCCCCAGUGGUUGCCUCUUGUGGUUGUGCAAGUUGUAUCGAGCAAGGUCCGCAAAGCAGUUCGGGCCUUGAAAAGAAGACUUUCUUAG